AGAGCGGCUAGGAGUUAACAACCGGUGACCACGUGCUUCCGCACGAACCAGCAGGUCAGCUGAUUCAAACGGCACGCGGAAACCGUAAAGCAAAACAGAAGCUCUUCCAAAAGUAACCGGGCUACAUCCACAGACAGCCGCUUUUCAUGUUGGUUCCGAGCCGCCAGCGAGGUUCUGCAGAACUCUGACCCACUGAGCUGUCACCCCAGGAGGAAACUAUCACUAUGGCUCACAACGAGUCGCAGGUCGCUCUGAAUGGGACUCAAGUUUCCUACAUCGGACACGACGCAGAGGAGGUUCCAGUCUUCCUCGGAGACAUGUAUGGACAGUUUGCCAAACGACUGGAUCUGAGUUUCAAUCAGCUCAGGUCACUGGCAGGCCUCAAAAUGUUCACUGAGCUGGAAGAGUUGAUCGUCGACAACAAUCAGCUUGGAAAUGACCUCCAGUUGCCCAGGUUAUGCAACCUGCACACCCUGACACUCAAUAAGAACCAACUGACUGAUAUCGAAGUCCUGCUGGAACACUUGGCUGAUCUGACCCCAUCACUUCAGUACCUAAGCCUGCUGGGAAACGAGGCCUGCCCCAACCAGCUGGUUAGCCCGGAUAAGGAUGAAGACGACUACCAGAGAUACAGGUACUUUGUUCUGUAUAAACUGCCCCAGUUGAAGUUUCUGGACUCCAGGAAAGUAACCAAAGAAGAGCUGAUGGAAGCUCAGGCAAGAGGGGCAUUCAUGAAAGUCGUCAAGCCGAAGUCAGAAGCUCCAUGCAAUGAGGCUGGACUUGAGAAUCAACCUUUGCCAUACACACCUCUACCUCAAGGAUCCAGAGAUGCCAAGAACCACAAAGCUCCAGAGUGAAGCCACGACCAGCUGUUUGAAGAUUUCAGUCGAGCAAACAGCAGUCUGAUCUUCACUACUGUCGCCUGUAUACGUUUCAAGCACUUCCAGACAGGCAACCAGACACUCCUCUUCAAUCUGCGAUCUCCAAGUGCAAAUGCCAAGUGCAGCGUCACUUCAAACCCCCAUCAGUCCUUUGGUUCGAAAUCAAUAACACAGCAUGAUAUUAGUGCAAAUCAAUGCUCACACUGCAAGCUGUGGCUAUUCCGAGCGUGUGGAAUUUCAUUAACGUUUGAACAAUUCUUGUCUGUCACUUGAUUCUGCUAAUAAAAGAUAAGAAACAUGACUUUGCCUUCUAAUAAAAUGUCACUCUCUGACAUUUCAUUUAUGCAACUGGGCAGUCAGAAUAUCUAAUAGCAUUCGCCACUGCACAUUCUACAAAUUAUUUGCUCAUCCUCAACACACAUUUUAAAAUACCACAUCAAAAAUUAGGCAUUCCUGGCUACUUCGAUACACACCCUACGACAAUAAACUUAAAU
This is a messenger RNA of Austrofundulus limnaeus, 1375 nucleotides long. It is a transcript of the gene lrmda, whose product is annotated as leucine rich melanocyte differentiation associated. Gene Ontology annotation, molecular function: protein binding. The record is from RefSeq and is a predicted model, not a curated record. The coding region runs from base 225 to 857 and encodes 210 amino acids. Gene Ontology annotation, biological process: melanocyte differentiation. The transcript is spliced from 7 exons. NCBI's taxonomy places the organism in Eukaryota, Metazoa, Chordata, Actinopteri, Cyprinodontiformes, Rivulidae.